Messenger RNA from Diaporthe citri, 2199 nucleotides. RefSeq lists its product as uncharacterized. The record is from RefSeq and is a predicted model, not a curated record. Bases 1 to 2199 code for a protein of 732 amino acids. Lineage: Eukaryota; Fungi; Ascomycota; Sordariomycetes; Diaporthales; Diaporthaceae. The transcript has 2 exons.
AUGGGGCCCCCAAAGAAGGGUGCGCCCAAGGCGAACGAGGACAAGAAGCCGGCCACCAAGGCCGCAGCACCAAAGUUGACCGCCAGGAGGACAGCCACCAAAGCCUCGCCUGCCGACAACGACACCCCGGCGAAGCAGACCACCAAGCAGACGCCCAGCAAGAAGGCCCAGAAGGCAGAGGCUACUGCGAAGGCCGCAGCGUCCUCUGCCACCAAAGCACCAACUGCGCCAUUGGACCGGCCUACGUUGCCAGGCGAGACGCCGCCCAGCCAAAGGGCCAAGAGGCAAGCAACCACCGCGAAAGCGAAAGGUACCCCGGCUCCUCCUAAAGCACCAACUGCGCCUCUGGAUCGGCCUACAUUGCCAGGCGAGGAGCCGCCUAGCCAAAGGGCCAAGAGGAACGAAGCUGCUGCGACAGCCACAGGCACUGCCGCCCCGAAAGCAACAAAAGCGCCUCCGGUCAGGCCUAAGCAGCCAGCCGAGACGCCUCAGCAACGCGCCAAUACCUCCCGAAAGCGCAGGUCGUCGUCCAUCGACGAGGAGGAGGAGGAAGAGGUUGAACCCGUUGCCACCCGCACUGCCAGCAAGAAGAUCAAGACGGGCUCUAGCAACUCUAAGCGGAAGGCUACUGCUGAUGCUAACAAGCGACCCUUAAAGGUCGCGAAAGUAGAACAAGACGAGCAAGAGUAUGACCCGGUCGAUUCCGCGAACCCCAGGCGCAAGCCCGCUGCCAAGAAGGCCGCCAACAGCAAAGCGAAGACUCCAGCUUCGAGGGCCACCGGCACUGCUAAUGCGACCGGUCGCAAGCCCGCGGCCUCGAAGGUCGAAAAAGUCGGAAAGGUCAAAAAGGCGCCGGCUGCGAAGUUGCAGACUGGUGUCCAGAUCAACUUUGCACCAACCCAACCUCUCGAUAUCUUCGUCUUUGGCUCUGGCGAGUCUGGCGAGCUCGGCCUAGGCAACAAGAAGAUCGACGGAAAGAAGCCUGUCAACGUGAAGCGACCCAGAAUCCACCCUUUCCUGUCUGCCGAAGCUGUUGGUGUCGUUCAGAUCGCCUGCGGCGGAAUGCACUCUGUCGCCCUUACUAAGGACAACAAGAUCCUUACCUGGGGCGUCAAUGACCAAGGCGCACUCGGCCGCAAUACUGCCUGGGACGGCGGCCUUCGUGAUGCGGACGCCGAGGACGACGACGACGACGGAGAUGACUUCGAGGCGCUGAACCCUAUCGAAUGCACCCCUGCAGAGGUCAGCACAAAGAACAUUGUUAACGGUACUAAGUUCGUCAAGGUCGUCGCGAGUGACAGCGCCUCAUUUGCCUUGACCGAGGACGGUCGCCUCUACGGAUGGGGUACUUUCCGCUCAUCCGAUGGUAUUCUGGGGUUCACCAAGGAUACCCUGGUUCAAUAUGAGCCUGUUUUCCUUCCGGACUGCAAGAAGAUUGUGGACAUCGCUGUCGGCAACAACCACGUCAUGACUCUUGACAACAAGGGCAAGGUCGAGACAUGGGGCGCUCCUGAGAUGAACCAGCUGGGCCGCCGCGUGGUCCAGCGCGACAUGAAGGCCUCUGCCCUGCGACCUGGCGGUCUCUCGUUCAAGCGCGGCAUCAAGAUUGUCAAGAUCGCCUGUGGCUCCUACCACAGCUUCGCCAUUGACGACCUUGGGCGUCUCUACGCAUGGGGUCUGAACAACUACGGAGAGCUUGGCCUUGACGAAAACGUCGGCGAGGACGCGGCCGCCGUCCUUGAGCCCACCCUCAUCGAGUCCCUCACUGAUUACGGCAUCGCCGAGGUCGCUGGCGGCGAGCACCACUCCAUCGCCUGCACCGAGGACGGCAAGCUCCUGGUCUGGGGCCGCAUCGACGGCAAGCAGACCGGCCUGACUGCGGACAAGUUCAACAACGACAAUGCCAUCUACGACGACCAUGAGAAGCCCCGCAUCCUGACGGUCCCCACGGUCCACGAGGGCUUCCCCUCUGUCGUCUCUGUCGCCUGCGGGACGGACAAUUCCUUCGCCAUCACCCAGGACGGCAAGGCCUAUUCCUGGGGCUUCUCUGCCAACUACCAGACCGGCCAGGGAGAGCAGGAUGACGACGUCGAGGUCCCCACACUGAUUGACAACUCUGCCGUCCACGACAGGAAGAUCCUGUCUGCCGGGGCCGGAGGACAGUUUUCGGUGCUGACAAGCAUCCACCAGAAUGCCUGA